Messenger RNA from Meloidogyne enterolobii, 1024 nucleotides. The record is from the annotation of a GenBank genome assembly. NCBI's taxonomy places the organism in Eukaryota, Metazoa, Nematoda, Chromadorea, Rhabditida, Meloidogynidae.
CGAGAAAUUAAAUAAUUGGCUCAAUUCAUUGAAAGGGGCUUUGGAUAAUAUAUUAACGCGUCAACGAUUUAAAUAUGGCAAAUCAGAAGUGUCAACUUAUUUAAUCAAUGCUCCCAUAAUUUUGGUAGCAGACUCUUCAUUACCUUCUUUAGACGCUUGGGGUACAAAUCCGGAUACAACAAGACUAUUCGUACUAAAAGAGGAAAAGCCUAUUCAUCAAAUGAUUUUCUUUGGCCCUCUAGUGGAGCAAUUAAUAAUUAUAAUCUGGCCUAAUGAGGAAAAAUUAAAGUCUAUAGAGGAUAGUUUACUCUAUUGGAAAAAGAAAGAAGUUUCUAUUCGAGUUACUUUGGUAUUAAAUGAGCCGGAAUUGCCAUCAGAGAGAAAAGAGGCAAUACAACAGUGUAGGAAUCUCGUUGACUCAUUUGACAUUGGCUUUUAUAGCUACGAUGGAAAGUUAGAUAAAUUAAAAGAAGUUCAGGAGAGAAUGGCUUUGACCGAUUGUCUACCUGAAAUUGAAGAUAAUGAAGAAGAAGAGAGUGAAGAAGAAGACAUGCCUUUAGUGGGGUAUGUAAAGGCUAAAAAGAAGAAAGAGGAAAAAUUAUUGAAGGUGAAAGAAUUGAAAGUUCGCCGGGAGCGACAGCAGCAGCGGGCGUCGCUCCGGGAGUUACGCCAACGACAACAGCCAAGAACUUCUCGACGACUGAGUAUGAGUUCGUCAAGCAGUAUUUUAUUACUUUUGGUUUGUCUACUCUUUUUUGCAACAACAAUUUUGGCAAGCUGGGAAUGCACUGAUUGCGAGCCGUUUUAUCCAGCUACCGCUGAAAAGAGAGGUGCUAUGGCCAGGCCUAUUGGAGGUUUGCGUUUAAGUAAUACUGAAGAAAGUUUUGAAAGAUUGGAUGAUUUAAUAAGGUCUGGGAAUAUCAAUGAAGGUCGAAAGCCCGUUUUAUGGUGUGGCAACAGACCCAAUACUUUAUGGACUUUUCCAAAUAGGCAGAACUCACCUUUCUGCCAGGAUUUGAGCUAA